Molecule: messenger RNA, 604 nt
Organism: Paramecium sonneborni
Lineage: Eukaryota; Ciliophora; Oligohymenophorea; Peniculida; Parameciidae
Source: the annotation of a GenBank genome assembly
AUGUCAAUGUCAUAACAAAGAUAUCAAACUCUAAUGGGUUCUGAUGAUAUAUCACAAUUAUGUAGUGGAUUCAUUAGAUUUAUAGAAGAAGUAAUUCUAAUUAAAAUUAUUUAAAUAGAUUUUAUUACCUAUUGCUAAAUAAGACACUAAAUAAUUUUAAAAUUGGACAAAAUUUAAAGAAAUCAUUGAUCCAUUUAAUAAAAAAAUAGAAUUACAAAGAGUUGAGUAAUUUUUCUAAUAAUUUAAUAAUUCUAAGAUUAAUUAAGAAAAUAAACCACCAACUCCAAUCUUAAAAGAUUAAACUAAAAACUCUGUAAACAUCUAAGAUAGAAGUUAUUCAAUACCAUAAACAACAAACUUUUAAAUUAUUAAAGAUGAUUAUGAAACUAAAUUAAAAGAAAUUACAGAUAAAAUAAAUAAAACAUUUCAUUAAAAUAAUACUCAUUUAGAUAUACUUUUAAAAAUGAAUAGUACAACUCAAGAAGCCAAAAAUAAAUAAGAACUUACUAAUAAUAAUCAAAGAAAUACAUCAAUUACUAGAAGAGUAGAAUUUAAGAGAAGAAAUACAGAUUAUUACUCUAUUAAACCUAUUAAUAUAUAAUGA